Messenger RNA from Carassius carassius (crucian carp), 1941 nucleotides. RefSeq names its product UDP-Gal:betaGlcNAc beta 1,3-galactosyltransferase, polypeptide 4 (gene b3galt4). The coding region runs from base 437 to 1552 and encodes 371 amino acids. Gene Ontology annotation, molecular function: N-acetyl-beta-D-glucosaminide beta-(1,3)-galactosyltransferase activity. Gene Ontology annotation, cellular component: membrane. NCBI's taxonomy places the organism in Eukaryota, Metazoa, Chordata, Actinopteri, Cypriniformes, Cyprinidae. The record is from RefSeq and is a predicted model, not a curated record. The transcript has 2 exons.
CUGCUCAUUACUUUCUAGCAGACACAUUCAGUCCACUUGCUGCAAAUAGCUGAUUCCUCGGUCCGCUUGGAAGUGGCAUAAUGUAUCAGGAUUGCAAUAAUUCUUAUUAACCGAUAGUCACGUUAGAGAAAUGCUCGCUCAUCUGCUUUUUAUUUCCGAGGAUUACAUUGUAUUUUAGUUCAAAGCCGUUAUGGAAAAGCGGACAUCCGAAAGGCCUCGAAUAAACGAUGCAUUUAUCAUCACGGCAAAAUGUGAAAACGGCAACGUGGAUUUUAUUACAGAUGACGUUCAGCACCGAAAAGUUGGUGGUGCAACGGUGCUGAGAAAAGCAGAAUUGGACAUCUUGCUGCUGCCUUUUUGUCCCUUUACUGGAUCUAAUUUUACACAAUUAGUGUAAUCAUAGAAGAGUAAAAUGUUUUUCCUGUGAUCUUUAAGAAUGGCGAUGGGAUAUAGCUUUAGGAUCUGUAAGGGUCAGUUUGGGAAGCGAGGAGGCCAUUUAAAGUUUAUCCAUUACUUCUGCAUAACAUUCUUCUGUAUCUCUCUGCUAGCUUUACUCUUUAUUGACGUAAUUGAAUUGUGGGUAACCUCGCUGGGCAUGAGCAAAGCGAUUGGUCCUCACGGAGUAGUCAUUCCACACAGUAUACCCCCGAUCCGUUCCGAAGAGUACUUGUUUAUGCCUAGCAUCCACGUCUGCCAGCGUGCCAAACCUUACCUCAUCAUUUUGGUGGCAUCCGCACCUCGAAACAGAAAGGCCCGCCAAGCCAUUCGUGACACCUGGGGUGGGGAAAUUCAAGUCAGGGGUCACCGAGUCAUGACCCUCUUUAUUGUAGGUCAGCCAUUUGACCCAGUUAUUGGCAAAGAAUUAAUAGAAGAGUCAAAGGAGCGUGGGGACCUCAUACAGGGUCGCUUCAUGGACUCCUAUGGCAACUUGACCCUGAAAACUCUAUCUAUGCUGGGCUGGGCACGCCGUUUCUGUCCACAGGCUCACUACCUGGCUAAGGUAGAUGACGAUGUAUUGUUUAACCCUAGCGCACUGCUGCAAUAUCUCAACCUCAGCUUUAAAACAGAAGAAAAUGACCACACAGAACUUUAUCUGGGUCGGGUCCAGAUGAAGGUAGCACCAAACCACAAUCCUGCCAGCAAACACUUCAUGUCAGAAAAUGCAUACACUUAUAAGUUCUUUCCCGAUUACUGCAGCGGAACAGCAUAUGUUCUUUCUCAGGCAGCUUUGCUCAAGCUGUCACUAGCAGCUGACGCCAUACCUUUACCCAGACCAUUGCCCCCAGAGGAUGUGUUUAUAGGUAUUUGUGCUCAGACGGCAGGCAUAACACCUACCCAUUCUCCACUCUUUUCUGGAGGUCCAGCUGUACCAUACAGUCGUUGUUGCUACCAAAUGAUGGUGUCUGUCCACCAUACCAAGCCAGGGGACAUGGUGCACUACUGGAAGGAAGUGCACUCCACUGCCCCAUGUUCGUGGUUGGGUAUGCGGACAUCUUUUGGUAUCUGUAAAAUAAAAGCACUUCUUGGGACACUGUUGGGGACAGACUCCUAAAAUGAAGAUCAUUAAAUCUGCUGAGAUUAUAGGAAAGUAAGUUAUUGUGGAAAAAAGCACAAAGGGUAUUCUUUGGUGAUAAUAUGCACUGCAACAAUUUUGUUAUUAUAAAGUACUUGAAUAGAUGUUCACUGCUUUACCCAGCAUGUACCUUUCAUGAUUACAUUUUUGUGCUCAAAAUGGGCUGGUACGGAAUGGUACGCAGUCCUGGCACUUCUAUAUUAUGAUCUUUAGCAUACCUUCACUUUUCUUGCAAACCAAUGCUUCUUACAUGUUGCCAGUACUUAGUCAUUAAGAGUCAGUGUCUGUCUGGGUGAUUAAUAAUUAUACACUUCAUAAAUUACACUACCCAAGAGGAGACACCAUGAGAUCACGUGAAUGCAAGUGGA